Meriones unguiculatus (Mongolian gerbil) is the source of this 2326-nucleotide messenger RNA. It is a transcript of the gene Zfand1, whose product is annotated as zinc finger AN1-type containing 1. Gene Ontology annotation, biological process: cytoplasmic stress granule disassembly. The coding region runs from base 36 to 842 and encodes 268 amino acids. Gene Ontology annotation, cellular component: cytoplasm; cytoplasmic stress granule. The transcript has 8 exons. The record is from RefSeq and is a predicted model, not a curated record. Lineage: Eukaryota; Metazoa; Chordata; Mammalia; Rodentia; Muridae. Gene Ontology annotation, molecular function: zinc ion binding.
GCUGCCCCGCCCCCUGCCCUGGCGGCGGCGGAAAGAUGGCGGAGUUAGACAUCGGGCAGCACUGCCAGGUGCAGCACUGCCGGCAGCGAGAUUUUCUUCCAUUUGUGUGUGACGGUUGUUCAGGAAUAUUUUGCCUUGAGCACAGAAGCAAGGACUCUCAUGGCUGUCCUGAGGUGAAUGUCAAGAAGGAGAGACUGAAGACAGAUGAACACAAAUCUUACCCAUGCUCAUUCAAGGACUGUACUGAAGUAGAGCUCGUGGAGGUGAUAUGUCCUUACUGUGAGAAGAACUUUUGCCUAAGACACCGUCAUCAGUCAGAUCAUGGGUGUGAAAAACUGCAGCUCCCACAGCCUCGAAUGGCUGCCACACAGAAGCUUGUCAAAGACAUUAUUGAUGCCAAGACAGGAGGGGCAGCUAAUAAGGGACGGAAAGGCGCGAAGAGCAGCGCGACAGCCGCAAAGGUGGCGCUGAUGAAGCUGAAGAUGCACGCCGACGGCGAUAAGUCACUGCCACAGACAGAAAGAAUUUACUUUCAGGUUUACCUGCCAAAAGGGAGCAAAGAGAAGAGCAAAGCCAUGUUCUUCUGCCUCAGAUGGAGCAUUGGGAAGGUUGUGGAUUUCGCAGCCUCGCUAGCCAGUCUUAGAAAUGAAAACAACAAGCUGACAGCAAAGAAGCUGAAGUUGUGCCAGGUCCCUUCAGGGGAAGCCUUGCCGUUGGAUCACACUUUGGAAGCAUGGAUCACUAAGGAGGACUGCCCUUUAUAUAAUGGAGGAAAUGUUAUUUUGGAAUAUCUAAACGACGAAGAGCAGUUUUUAACAAAUGUUGACUCCUACUUGGAAUAGUCAUUCAAGGAUGCAAGUCAGAAUUUACAAGCAGGAAUCAUUCUAUGCAGAUAAUCAAUUUCUUUUACUGCAAAUACUUUUUAAGAACUCUCAAAGUUGUUUUUUUUAUGAUUUAUUUCCAUCAGGUCAUAACUUACAUCAAUUGUUUUCUAUUAAGUUCCAUGUUUUAUGUUUAAAGCUUAACUAUGUAUUGGUAGUUAUUGGCAAAGUACUAUUUUUAUUAGUUGUUUCUGCAUUAGGCUGUAGAACUAUCAGCCAAAGUAUCUUUUGUGUUAGGCUAAUGCCAGCUGUUGACUGACUGCUGUGGCACGUUCUAAUACCACCUCCACCACACAAUCCCCCUCAUACAACACCCACCUUUUUGUGAUUUUGCCAUUCUGUGGCAGAGGACGAUGCAUUUAGCAGAUGCUUCAGUGAGGUCUUACAAGUAGUACUUGUUGCCUUUGUUUUUAACAAGUCCUAUGAUUAAGCCUAAUAUUAUGGGCCCAGAAUACAUAGCCUUACUGUAUACCCAAAAUCAUGAUAUAUAAAUUGAUAUAUGCACAUGAAUUGCAGAAUCUUCGAGAUUCUCUCAUUCGGGCUUCCAAGCAUUUGGAUAAGAAACCUCAUACCUUAGAGGGAAAGUUAUUUUUUUGGUAUCAUGUAAUUGCACUGGAUGUAUUUCUGGUAAUGAAUUUUCUCCAAUAGGAUUCAUCUUUUUGUUGGUAUGAAUCUAUUACAAGUAAGAAGAGUGAUGGAAUAGACUAACUUUGUUAGAGUCUGUUUCACUGUACCAAAGCAAAACAAUUACUGCAUUUUACCUAUAAAUUGAAAUGUCCUUUUGGGGAAUGCUUCCUUUUACACUGGAGGAAAAUGAGUGUUUUCUGUCUGUACUGGAUAAAGGACUACACUAUAGAAGCAAAUAAAGUAUUCUUAGUUGCCCCUCCCCUUUUUCUGUGCUGAUUUUCACGACUUUAAUGUUAUAGGGUCUACUUAAAUCCAAAAUAACUCAAACACCAUGUCUAUGCAGAUGACAAAAAUUUAUUGUAAUCAAGCCACUACUUAUUGAUCAUGGCCACAAAAUAGACUUGGAAGCUGAACUGUAACGGUGAAAGGACAUUGUACAGCAUAUUCAAAGGAUGAAAUUAUAAAGUGAGGGGAGCAGGGUGGGCUGGAGCAUUGUCCAGUCAUAUCUUGACAUAAGGGGUUGAGCAAGAGAGUUUCCAUCAGUCAGGAUAGGAGUUGGCUCCUGGGCCUAGGAACAUGAACUUAGUUGACCCUGCCAGCAAGAUGGAGAAGUUGUCACUGAGAUGUCUGGACUCAGACAACUGUCUCAUUACAGCAGAAGCUGGUCAGCUUUUGGGAAGUCCCAGCUCCUCUAGGGCUUGAGACCUUGAACUUAGUUUUCCCCUAUGAUUAAGUGGAAUUAAAAAACAAAAUGGUAGUACUUAGAUAUAAAGUUACUUGUGCUUGUUCCUAAUAAUAAAUUUAAUUAAAGGAAUAAA